AUGGGGCUGAAGCUUCACUACCACAAUCACUAUCAUUCUCCUAGAGGAGGAGCACUUGGUGCUCUUCUGCUGCUGCUGCUUCCCAUUUUCUUGCCCAGUUUGUUCAGCCCAUUGGGCCAUGCUUCACCUUCCAUGUUGUCGGAAUGGAAUGUUCCAAAAUCUAGACACCAGCGUCUUCUCAAGAGUGCUUUACAACGCCAAACUUCAGAAAGGGAACUCUCAGAUCUAUGGACUCCAUUGGCCAACCAAUCAUUGAAACCUUGUGCAGAAUCAUCAAUUGCCCCUUCAUUACCAGAGAAAUCUGAGGGAUUUAUCCAAGUAUUUCUUGAUGGAGGGCUGAACCAGCAGAGGAUGGGGAUAUGUGAUGCAGUUGCUGUUGCUAAAAUACUGAAUGCAACUCUUGUGAUCCCGUACCUUGAAGUGAAUCCCGUAUGGCGAGAUUCGAGCUCCUUCAUGGAUAUAUUUGAUGUUGAUCAUUUCAUUAAUGUAUUAAAGGAUGAUAUUUCCAUAGUUAAAGAGCUACCUUCUGAUUUCUCCUGGAGCACAAGGGAGUACUAUGCAACGGCCAUCCGAGCUACCAGAGUUAAGACAGCACCUGUGCAUGCUUCAGCCAACUGGUAUCUAGAGAACGUAUUGCCUGUAGUUCAGAGUUAUGGAAUAGCAGCAAUUGCCCCUUUCUCUCACCGCCUGACAUUUGAUAACUUGCCUAUGGACAUCCAACGGCUACGCUGUAAGGUCAACUUUCAAGCAUUAGUUUUUGUCCCUCAUAUUAGAGCACUUGGAGAUGCUCUAAUCAGCCGCCUUAGAAAUCCUUCUGGCAAAAGUGGAGCAGUUGGCACCAAUUACCUGCAGGAGAUGCCUGAUGUGAAAAAUAAACAAGGGGCAGGGAAAUUUGUUGUGCUACACCUACGGUUUGAUAAGGAUAUGGCAGCCCAUUCAGCCUGUGAUUUUGGUGGUGGAAAAGCUGAAAAACUGGCUCUGGCCAAAUACCGACAAGUAAUCUGGCAGGGAAGGGUCCUUAACUCCCAGUUCACUGACGAAGAGUUGAGGAGUCAGGGCCGUUGUCCAUUAACUCCAGAAGAGAUUGGAUUGCUGCUUGCAGCUUUGGGGUUUGACAACAGUACUCGUCUAUAUCUUGCUUCCCACAAGGUAUAUGGUGGGGAAGCUAGGAUUUCAACCUUGCGAAGAUUGUUUCCACUAAUGGAAGACAAAAAGAGCCUUGCUUCUUCAGAAGAACGGGCCCAAAUAAAAGGAAAGGCUUCUUUGUUAGCAGCAGUUGAUUACUACGUUAGCAUGCACAGCGACAUCUUCAUUUCUGCUUCUCCAGGAAAUAUGCACAAUGCACUGGUAGGGCAUCGAACUUAUGAGAACUUGAAGACGAUUAGGCCGAGUAUGUCACUGUUGGGUCAACUCUUCCUAAACAAAAGCAUUAGCUGGUCAGACUUCCAGCAGUCAGUAGUAGAAGGGCACCAAAACAGACAAGGGCAAAUCAGGUUGAGAAAGCCAAAGCAGUCCAUAUACACCUAUCCUGCUCCCGACUGCAUGUGCCAGGCAUGA
Molecule: messenger RNA, 1557 nt
Organism: Prunus armeniaca (apricot)
Lineage: Eukaryota; Viridiplantae; Streptophyta; Magnoliopsida; Rosales; Rosaceae
Source: the annotation of a GenBank genome assembly